ACGAGACUUUCGGACUCUCUUUUGACGGUUAAUAGAUCCCAUCACCACUGAUUCACGCCGAUCGUCGCCGGCCACAUGGCGCACAAGUCGCUCCUCUUACUCACAAUCUCAUCUCUCCUCAUCUUCACCGUCGUCGGCCGUGUAAUCACCACCACUUCAACAUCAGAUCUCGUCUCCGAUGGCGUUCACGAUGGAUACGGCGGCGUACUCCGUCUUAAUCCCUUCGUAUCAGCUGAAGAACCAGAAGCUUGUGAACAGUCGUACGGAUUCUUGCCUUGCACCAACACAGCACUUGGCAACCUCUUCCUCAUUUUAGUCUAUGGUUACCUCAUGUACCUCGCUGCUACCUACCUCUCUGCUGGUAGUGAGCUGCUACUCGAGAUUUUAGGGCCAGGUCUUGUUGGCGGAUUAUUGCUUCCAAUUCUCGGUGCUCUUCCAGAUGCCAUGCUUAUUCUCGUAUCUGGAUUAUCUGGAAGUGUUGAAGUUGCUCAAGAUCAGGUGUCUGUAGGAAUGGGUUUAUUAGCUGGGUCAACAGUCAUGCUUAUCACUGUAAUAUGGGGCACAUGCAUCAUUGUUGGGAAAUGUGAUAUAGAAAACUCAGUUGCAGUAGAUAACACAGAUACUAAAGGCUUCAGCUUACUAGGUUCUGGUGUAAGCACUGAUAUUUGGACAAGCUAUUCUGGGAUGAUCAUGGCUGUAUCUGUGAUCCCAUUUAUCGUUGUUCAAUUCCCACAAAUUAUGCAUUCAGAUUCUGGAAGACACUUGUCUGUUUUACUCGGUCUUAUAGUCUCUGUUUCUCUUUUAAUUGCAUACUGUGUUUAUCAGGUUAUGCAGCCUAAAUUACAAAAAAGACGUCUUGCUUUUGCAAAACACAAGCAUGUAAGAUCUAGAAUUCUUAAGUACUUAAAGAUGCGUGCUCUUGGAAGACUCUUGACUGAUCAAGGUGAACCUAACAAAGAAGUUCUAGAAAAGCUAUUUAAGUCGAUUGAUGUGAAUGGAAAUGAGAAGCUUUCACAUACUGAGUUAAGGGCAUUGGUUGUGGGAAUGAGAUUACAUGAAAUUAAUUUGAAAGAAGAAGAUGCUGUUGAUAGAGUUAUGAAGGAUUUUGAUACUUCUCAGAACAAUGAGAUUGAUUUUGAUGAAUUUAUUGAUGGAAUUGGAAAAUGGCUUGAGGAGGCCAAAACUACUAAAAUAAAUACUCCUCUUGCUGGACCUGACACAUUGAAGUACAUUCAUGACUAUUAUGAGGAGACGAAAAAGCAACAUGAUCUUCUAGGAGACGAUGCGGGGGAAGAUGAAGAGGAAGGGGUGGAUGAUCCACGUGGCACCACAAUAAAAGCUGUUUUAUUUUUAAUAUUGGGGACUAUAAUUGCAGCAUCUUUUGCGGAUCCUCUUGUGGGUGCAGUUGAUGGGUUUUCAGCAGCAACAAGCAUUCCUUCUUUCUUCAUCUCCUUCAUCGCAUUGCCAUUAGCAACCAAUUCCAGUGAAGCCGUCUCUGCAAUCAUCUUCGCCACCCGCAAAAAGAAAAGAUCCGCCUCCCUCACAUUCUCCGAGUUAUAUGGAGCAGUAACAAUGAAUAAUAUCCUAUGCCUAUCGGUGUUUUUAGCACUUGUGUAUGUGAGAGGACUAACUUGGGAUUUUUCGUCUGAGGUCCUUGUGAUUCUCAUUGUUUGCAUUGUGAUGGGCGUUUUCGGAAGUUUGCGUACAACUUUUCCUCUAUGGACAUCUUUCAUUGCUUUCGCCCUCUAUCCCUUCUCCCUUGUUUUGGUGUAUGUUCUUGACUAUGUCUUUGGGUGGUCAUAGUCUGUAGAUUGAAAUUCGAAGGGCGUUUUGGGAAAAAAGAGUGUUUUGUAUUUUUAUUGUUGAAAAAAUGAGAUCUGUAGAAAAACUAGAAACUCAUGAGAACCACAGUUUGACUGCUUUUGGUUAUAUCCGGAUUGGCAUGCGAUUUGCUUUUAUCUUUUUUGUAAACUAAUACGAAAAAUAAAUCGGUUUCGUACCAAUUGAUACCA
Molecule: messenger RNA, 2012 nt
Organism: Lactuca sativa (garden lettuce)
Lineage: Eukaryota; Viridiplantae; Streptophyta; Magnoliopsida; Asterales; Asteraceae
Product: sodium/calcium exchanger NCL
Biological process (GO): intracellular calcium ion homeostasis; calcium ion transmembrane transport
Cellular component (GO): membrane
Molecular function (GO): calcium ion binding; calcium:proton antiporter activity
Source: RefSeq, a predicted model, not a curated record